AUGUUGCUUCUGCCGGAAAUCGUGCUCAGAAAUCUCAGACGAGUCUUCCUGCUCGUUGACUCCCGUUGGGGGUUGAAGUCGAGCGAUCUUUGUCUACUGUCUUUCUUCGAGCGCCACCGCGUCCCCUAUCAGAUCGUACUGACAAAGGCUGACCUGCCUGAGCAAAAGUCUCUCAUAAAAGUGACAGAAGAAGUCAAGAAAUUUAAAGGAUGCGUGGGCCCCCCCUUGGCAGUUAGUGCUCUUCGCCACAGGGGCCUCAACCCUCUUCGUGCAGAAGUUGAGAAGUUACAGCUUUCUAAGGAAUUCGUCAUUGGCCGGCUUCGACUUCAGGCAAGCAGAGAACAGAGCAGUGCGCACAACCAUUUCCUUACAAGCCUAGCUUUCUUCCUAUCUUGCGAAGCAGCAAAUUUGGUAGAGGCGCGUCGUCUGAAGAAGGAAGCGCGCAAAAGGAGAAAUGACCUGAGCAAGCCCUUCAUUGCUGAAGAUACACAGAAGGCAGCGUCAAGGCCGGUGAAGUCCACAGCAGCACAGGUUCCUCACACGCAGCAGGAACAGCUGGAAGGCGCACAGACUACGGAGAGCCCCGUGGCGAGAGCUGUGGAACGAUGGGGCUCGCUUCUGAGUGAAGAUGUCAUGAAAGGGAGGAAUGUUACGAGUAUUAUCAGCGCCUUUGGUGAUGCGUCCCUCAUGGGAAGUGCAAAUGGUGAUGUCACGGAAGAUACGGCUGAUGGGGAUGCAGUGAGCGAGCCACCCACACCUGUAUCCGACCCUCUGUACGCCGAAACUGCGGCAGAUCAAGCGCCUGGAAUCGAACAUCAUACGAGGGAGAUUCGAAGAGCUACGGACAACGAAUCGCUGAGCCCUUCGCUCGCCGCCGCAGUAGACAGGGCAGCAGGGGCGCUACCGCUGUCUGGUUUGGCAUGCGCAGAAGCGCUUAUAAGCGAUUUACUGCCGGAUCCUUCGCUCAUAUUUUCGCGUGUAGAAGGACGUUUGAAACGGCAUGCAGUGAGUGGCAAAGAGUCAGUGUCCGGUGUGUUUUCCAAUGGAAAGACGACCGAAGGCGAUGGGCAAGUUCUGGCGACUCGAGGGGGCUUGCCUUUACCUCCUCAGAGCGUCUGCAUCACCGUGGAGCCGAAUAUUUCGACCUGGACUAGCUCGGUUUAUCAUGAGGUCCGCUUUGGAAGGUCACAGGACGUUGCCGCUGAUUCUCAUGCUAGCAUGGAGAGUAAGAAGUCUCGAACAUUUACCCUAAAGGGCUGCGACGACUGCGAUCCUUCCCUAAGGCCUCCUCGGUCGGUUUUGUCAUCUGCAGUCCCUCCUCUUGGUCCAAACCAUGCACAAGAGAAUCUUCAGGAGUCCAAGGAAAAUAGCAUCACCACGACAGUAGAGCAUCACGAUAGUCAUCAUUUGAAACCAGCGGGCAAGCGGUUGCUGGACCUGCUGCACGACAGUGAUUGGCGCACGCGUCGCCUCAGUCGCAUUGCUGCGGAAAUCGAUAUGGGGCUCUGCAGAGAUCAGGAAGCGGAAAUCAGCGUUUCUAGUCCUCAUUUCGCUCCAAUUGACAGUGGUAACAGGAGACAUACACCAGCACAUCUUUGCCCGCCACAAGGCAACCCAACAAAAGCAACAGCAACCGAAGAAAGACCACGCGCCUUCCCAGAUUUAGGGGCUGUUGUAAGCGCCCAAGAACAGCAACAGGGAUGUCGAAAGCAGCACAAUGCUAGCAUGAACGAACGUAUUUGGUCAAGGCAGUGGCAAUCCAGGGGCCGGUUAGGAGCCGCAGCUGUGCUAGAUUCAGAGUCUCUUGCAGCAGAGGCACUUGGACAAAGCACAGCGCAGUUAAAAGGUCGCACUGAGUGCCCUCCGGACCCAUCAAACUAUAAGGGAAUCUACGAACUUGACAUGAACCGCUGCUAUAACAAGAAAUGGCGUUGCGAACUUGUUCCAAUAGGAGACGCUCCUCAAUAUGAAAAACUGAAUGCCGACCAAAGACAACGGCAACAAAAUAAAGGAGAUGGUCAUACAAACACCACAGGGCGUAAGAAAGUUUUCCGCAUCCCAGAUGACUACAUAACUACUCGCGAGGACAGGUGCAAGGCAGUUACAAGCAGGCUGGCCCUUGAAAUCCGCUUACAGAGAGCUGAAUCCCACAGGUCGUCGGAUACUCUCAAACCGCACGAGGAAGGGAAUCGAAGCGCUGCUGCUUCGGUCUUGUCUGCGGCUCAACGGCGUCAGGAAGGUCGGUUGAAGGAGCUUGCAUCAGAUGCCAUCAGGAGGAGGAAAGGCCGUUCUAAAGAAAUGUCGUGGGAUGCCGCCUACAAGAAGUGGACCCGUUGGGCAAGAGCUAAUCCAGGCCUCGCCAGGCGCAAAAUGGAGAAAGCAAACAUGAGACGCACUAAGGAGCUCAAGAGAAACUCUGCUGUUAACUUAGUCAGCAGCAAGGAUCAGAAGUAA
Molecule: messenger RNA, 2454 nt
Organism: Eimeria necatrix
Lineage: Eukaryota; Apicomplexa; Conoidasida; Eucoccidiorida; Eimeriidae
Exons: 6
Coding region: 1-2454 (817 amino acids)
Source: RefSeq, a predicted model, not a curated record